Molecule: messenger RNA, 308 nt
Organism: Staurois parvus
Lineage: Eukaryota; Metazoa; Chordata; Amphibia; Anura; Ranidae
Source: the annotation of a GenBank genome assembly
CACUGCUAGGCAUUGACUGGAGCAACUGCUAUGGGCACUGACUGGUGUCACUGACUGGCAGCACUGCAUUGAUGGGCACUGGUGGGCACAGGUGGGUGGCACUGGUGGGCACAGGUGGGUGGAUGCACUGCUGGGCACAGGUGGGCGGAACUGGUGGGUGGCACUGCUGGGCACCAAUCAUCAGGGCACUGAUCAUCAGUGCCCUGAUGAUCGGUGCCGAUCCCUACUCUGACAACUGCCGGUUCUCGACAGUACUUUCCUCGCGCUCUGACAGCGUGAGGAAAUUGCAGCCGAGAACCGGCAAUUGC